AUGGAUCCGGAGCCAAGAGGUCCCAGAGGAGGCAAAAUGAUUGAGACUCAGCGAAGCAACAACUCCAAAGACAUAUUGAUAGAUUUCAAACGGACCAGAAGGAGAGAGGAGCGGCCCAGAUCUUUGCCCGUCUGGGACUCCACCAUCAGCUACCAGAGCUCCAGAGAUUCCUUUGAGAGACUGGCGACGGCUGGAACGUCCCAACAGAGAGGGGGUGAAAGGUUUAAGACUCAGGGAAGCAACGACUCCAAAGACAUAUUGAUAGAUUUUAAACGGACCAGAAAGAGAGAAGAGAGGCCCAGAUCUUUGCCUGUUUGGGACUCCACCAUGAGCCACCAGAGCUCCAGGAACUCCUCAGAGAGACUGGAGACGGAUGGAGCGAGAGGAGGCGAAAGGUUUGAGACUCACCGAAGCAACGACUCCAAAGACAUAAUGACAGAUUUCAAACGGUUGGUGAAAGAGGACCGGCCCAGAUCUUUGCCCGUCUGGGACUCCAUCAUGAGCCAUCACUCCAGGGACUCCUUAGAGAGACUGGAGACGGAUGGAACGUCCCAACAGAGAGGAGGUGAAAGGUUUGAGACUCACCGAAGCAACGACUCCAAAGACAUAGUGACAGAUUUCAAACGAACCAGAAGGAGAGAGGACCGGCCCAGAUCUUUGCCCAUCUGGGACUCCACCAUCAGCCACCAGAGCUCCAGAGAUUCCUUUGAGAGACUGGCGACGGCUGGAACGUCCCAACAGAGAGUAAAAGAUCCCUGUCCUCCACAACGCAGAGCAGACAAGGCACAAAUAUUUGAGCGGCUGGAAGAGCAGGUGGUCUCGUUCGCGCGGGCCGAGCUGCAGAGGUUCUGCGACGUCCUGGAUGAGGGCGCCCCCGUGCACCUGCAAGACGGGGACGAGCAGAAGCAGAGGAGCAGUGAGGCCAUGCUGAAGAUCUCACAGUACUUCCUGCGAGCCAUGGGCCAAGAGGCGCUGGCCCAACAACUGCACGACCAGAUCCACUAUCCCGAAGUCUGCCGGAUCAAACUCAAGAGCAGCCUGAAGCGCCGGUGUGGCCGUGUGUACGAGGGCAUCGCCAAAGCCGGCAGGUCCUCCCCCCUACGGGACGUCUACACCGACCUCCACGUCACCGAGCCCCACUCUGAGGACUCCAAAAGCAUUCCGCUCCCCCUGCUGUUUGACCCACGCAGCAGCACCAGGACUGUGAUGACCCAGGGUGAGGCGGGGGCGGGGAAAAGCCUGCUGACCCAGAAGUUCUGCCUGGACUGGGCUGAGGGCAGAGCGGCAAGGGACAUCCAGCUUCUCUUCCCCUUCACCUUCAGAGAGCUCAACGUUCUCAGAGACGCUCGCUUCAGCCUGGUGACCCUGCUCCACCACUUCUUCAGCGAAACCAAGAAGACACGCCUCCGCAGCUUUGAUAGCUUGAAUGUGGUCUUCAUCUUGGACGGACUGGACGAGAGCCUGAUCCCGCUGGACUUUUCCGAGAGUCCAGCGAUUUCGGACGUGGAGGAGAGCGCCUCUCUGGGCGAGCUCCUGGUGAACCUGCUGCGGGGCGACCUGCUCCCCUGGGCCCGAGUCUGGCUGAUCGGCAGACCCGCGGCGGCCGGCAGGAUCCCCGCCCGCUGCGUCUCCAUGAUGACGGAGGUGCGGGGGUUCAGCGAGGAGCAGAGGGAGGCGUACUUCAGGGUGAGGUUCAGGAGCCCGGUCCAGGCCAGUGCCGUCCUGUCUCACAUCCGGAGCAGCCCGAGCCUCUACGGCCUCUGUCGGCUGCCUCUGUUCAGCUGGAUCCUGGCCACCGUCCUCCUGCACGUGCUCCGGACAGGUCUCUGCUCCUCUGUCAUCUCAGCAUCACAUUCUCUGGCUCACCUCCUCUGCCUCACCUCUGCAUCAUCUCCUCUGCCUCACCUUCUCUGCCUCACCUCCUCUGCCUCACCUCCUUUGCCUCACCACCUAUGUCUCACCUCCUCUGCCUCACCUCUGCAUCAUCUCCUCUGGUGUAUCCCAAGCUGA
Knipowitschia caucasica is the source of this 2010-nucleotide messenger RNA. The record is from the annotation of a GenBank genome assembly. NCBI's taxonomy places the organism in Eukaryota, Metazoa, Chordata, Actinopteri, Gobiiformes, Gobiidae.